AGAAGCAUGAAAUCCCUCUUGUUGGCCUUCUUUCUUACUUACUUAUGGAUAGAAUCAGCAGUCCAUGCUAAUGAUCAGUGUUAUACCUAUGCUGGUGGUAAUGUCUAUCCUGGAGAGCAAUUAAGAUCUGCAUCGCAUAACUUGCAUUACAGCAAAGUUAAAAUUUCCAAGCCUGCUCCACAUUUUGAAGGUACUGCUGUCAUUAAUGGAGCUUUUAAAGAUAUCAAAUUAUCAGAUUACAAAGGGAAAUAUUUGGUCUUCUUCUUUUAUCCGAUGGAUUUCACCUUCGUUUGCCCAACUGAAAUUAUCGCUUUCAGCGACAGAGUCAGUGAAUUUCAUGCUAUAAAUGCUGAAGUCGUGGCUUGUUCAACUGACUCAAAAUUUACUCAUUUAGCUUGGGUAAAGACGACCCGUAAACAAGGUGGACUUGGCAGUAUGAAAAUACCUCUGCUAUCUGAUAUUACACAUCAAAUUGCUAGAGAUUACGGUGUCUACUUAGAAAAGGAAGGCCAUGCCUUAAGAGGUCUUUUCAUAAUUGACGAUAAAGGUAUUCUGCGUCAAAUUACUAUGAACGACUUACCGGUCGGCCGCUCAGUUGAUGAAACGCUAAGACUGGUGCAAGCUUUUCAAUAUACAGAUAAACAUGGGGAAGUAUGUCCUGCUAAUUGGAAGCCCGGUGGUGCUACGAUUGUACCUGAUCCAGAAAAGAAAUUGGACUACUUCUCAGAACAAAACAAGGACGAAUAAUUUAAUAACAUCAACAAUGCCAAGACCAAAGUUAAUAGCCUUGCGAUAUAUUUUUUUAAACGUCAAUAGUUUAUAAUUAUGAUUGAUCGUAACCGAUCUCAAUUGUAGUUCUAAACCUCAUAUAAAGAUAACUAGCAAUAAAUGUAUUUUUAUAUCAAGC
Messenger RNA from Trichoplax adhaerens, 907 nucleotides. RefSeq lists its product as hypothetical. Gene Ontology annotation, biological process: response to oxidative stress; hydrogen peroxide catabolic process; cellular response to stress. The coding region runs from base 7 to 747 and encodes 246 amino acids. Gene Ontology annotation, cellular component: cytosol; endoplasmic reticulum. The record is from RefSeq and is a predicted model, not a curated record. Gene Ontology annotation, molecular function: thioredoxin peroxidase activity. Lineage: Eukaryota; Metazoa; Placozoa; Uniplacotomia; Trichoplacea; Trichoplacidae. The transcript is spliced from 8 exons.